AUGGAAUACUACGACCACUCGUUUAGGGAUAUCGAUUGGGCGAAAUAUCAAGAACUGUUUACAAAAGAAACGAAAUCGGAAAAUAUCAACCGAUCCACUCAAAUCAACAUGCUACAACAACUGUUACAUCAUGGUGUUGUCCAUAAAAGUGUAUUGAUAAUGAACGAGUUCUGGAAGGAGACGGUAAAGAGAGAAAAAUGGAAAGGGAAUUGGUUCAAUUAUCGCAACCACUUCAAAGAUGUCAUUGCUCCCAAAAUUGAGUCUUUUGAAUUUCUUCAUGUCAAAUUCAGAGCAUUGUUGCUCUUCGUUUCUUCAAGAAGUGUUCAAGAAGAAUGUGCGAAAAACCCGAAAACGAAUUCGAUGACACAGAAAUAA
Molecule: messenger RNA, 375 nt
Organism: Caenorhabditis remanei
Lineage: Eukaryota; Metazoa; Nematoda; Chromadorea; Rhabditida; Rhabditidae
Exons: 3
Coding region: 1-375 (124 amino acids)
Source: RefSeq, a predicted model, not a curated record